Equus quagga is the source of this 813-nucleotide messenger RNA. It is a transcript of the gene RIMS4, whose product is annotated as regulating synaptic membrane exocytosis 4. Bases 1 to 813 code for a protein of 270 amino acids. The record is from RefSeq and is a predicted model, not a curated record. The transcript has 6 exons. Gene Ontology annotation, molecular function: small GTPase binding; transmembrane transporter binding. NCBI's taxonomy places the organism in Eukaryota, Metazoa, Chordata, Mammalia, Perissodactyla, Equidae. Gene Ontology annotation, cellular component: cytoskeleton of presynaptic active zone; presynaptic membrane. Gene Ontology annotation, biological process: positive regulation of synaptic transmission; regulation of synaptic plasticity; calcium ion-regulated exocytosis of neurotransmitter.
AUGGAGCGCUCGCAGAGCCGCCUCAGCCUGUCCGCCUCCUUCGAGGCGCUGGCCAUCUACUUCCCGUGCAUGAACUCCUUCGACGACGAGGACGCGGAAGGGGACAGCCGGAGGCUGAAGGGGGCCAUCCAGAGGAGCACGGAGACGGGCCUGGCGGUGGAGAUGCCCAGCCGGACGCUGCGCCAGGCCAGCCACGAGUCCAUCGAGGACAGCAUGAACAGCUACGGCUCGGAGGGCAACCUUAACUAUGGGGGUGUUUGCCUGGCGUCGGACGCCCAGUUCAGUGACUUCCUGGGCAGCAUGGGGCCAGCACAGUUUGUGGGCCGCCAGACCCUGGCCACCACGCCGAUGGGGGACGUGGAGAUUGGCUUGCAGGAACGGAAUGGUCAGCUCGAAGUGGACAUCAUCCAGGCUCGGGGACUGACAGCCAAGCCAGGCUCCAAGACACUGCCAGCGGCCUACAUCAAGGCCUACCUGCUAGAGAACGGCGUGUGCAUUGCCAAGAAGAAGACCAAAGUCGCCCGUAAGUCGCUGGACCCGCUGUAUAACCAGGUGCUGCUGUUUCCCGAGAGUCCCCAGGGCAAAGUCCUGCAGGUGAUCGUGUGGGGCAACUACGGGCGGAUGGAGCGGAAGCAGUUCAUGGGCGUGGCCCGCGUGCUGCUGGAGGAGCUGGACUUGACCACCCUGGCCGUGGGCUGGUACAAGCUCUUCCCCACCUCCUCCAUGGUGGACCCAGCCACAGGCCCCCUGCUCCGGCAGCCAUCCCAGUUGUCCCUGGAGAGCACCGUGGGGCCCUGUGGCGAGCGAUCUUAG